AUGAGGGGAAGCGCAGCACCUAAUGCUCUGCAUUACUCUUCGGGCAGGCCAUCUGAUGGUCCAGAGCUGGCCUCAAAGGGAGAGAGAGGGUGUUUAGUUGGUCAUGAAUACUCUGCCCUCGGGGGGUGGCAUUGGGCUCUCACCAGCGCCGCCGCCGGAAAUGUCCCCUUUCGGCCCAGGUCGACGAGGCCUCAAUCCCGGCGCCUGCGGGGGAGCACCGUCGGAGAGAGUCCGGGAGCGAUUGGGGGACGCGCCCACAUGCCCUGGCGUCGCAUCUCGAUUUGAGGGCAUCAGACCAUCCGCGGCGUUCGCGUUUGGAGAAACCGAGGAGAUUUGCCGUUUGGGAUGCUGGUCCAGACGGGCGGAUGGAGGAAGGGGGGGGGGAAGCACUAACCAGUUGCUGAGUUUGCCUCUUCCGAUUGAUGCCACGGUGCCACGCCGUUUUGCGGCCGCCGUCCCAUCACACACACAUCACGGACAAGUGUUUGGAAGCCCAAGGCGCCACGCAGCAACGGCUGUGCCGUACGCUGUUCUAGACAGGCCCGAAGCCGCCGCCGGGAAUCCCCACUGGGUGGAUGGGCCAUGGACGGGUGACCAAGGGGUUGGGAAGGCUGCGGGGUGCAGUGGCGGUUCAUCAUGA
Messenger RNA from Ilyonectria robusta, 640 nucleotides. RefSeq lists its product as uncharacterized. NCBI's taxonomy places the organism in Eukaryota, Fungi, Ascomycota, Sordariomycetes, Hypocreales, Nectriaceae. The record is from RefSeq and is a predicted model, not a curated record. The coding region runs from base 104 to 640 and encodes 178 amino acids. The transcript has 3 exons.